CCAGUUUCUACAGCUUUUGCAUACUCCCACUCACUAGAAACCAAUUUAAGGAACGAGAUAUUCAGCGGCUACAAUAAGGAUGCCAGACCGGUGCAGAAAACCAUUGUCACCUGUAACGUUAAAAUACUGUCGCUCAAAGACAUUAACACAAGGGAUCAAACAAUGACAACAGUAGCGUACUUUUCAUUUUCUUGGGACGAUACCCGACUGUCUUGGACGUCAAAACCAGCGUACUCUUCAGACAUAGAAAGAAUAUACAGCACGGAAUCUGUGUUAUUCACACCCUCCUUAGUGGUGGAAAAUUCCAUUAAUGAUCUGGGUGUUAUCAGCGACAAAACCCUUCCAAUGCGCAUCGACCAGAGUGGGCAGGUCACGUGGUCCCCUGGUAACAUCUACGAGACUUCAUGCGACAUUGAUACUACCCUUUAUCCCUUUGACAAACAGACAUGUUCCAUCACUCUAACAACCAGGGGAUAUAUAAAAGCAGAAGUAGAGCUAAAGCUCGCAAAAAUGCCGAUAGUUUUGACAGCUUACCAGGAGAAUGGUGAAUGGGAAUAUAUAUCCAGUUCAAGUGAUGUCAGCGUCACAGCACGUGAUUUGUUGUUAUACUCUACACUCACUUUUACUUUCACUUUCCAACGCCGAUCAUCGUAUCACUUGAUAUCGACGAUUAUCCCGAUGUUUUUACUUGCGUUUAUGAGUUGCUACGUCUUCAAACUCCCAGUUGAUGCGGGAGAGAAGCUUGGUUACUGCCUAACCGUCUUAUUAGCUUUUGCCGUCUACCUGACAUUGGUUUCAGACAAUAUUCCUACAACGUCAACAACAAUAUCUUAUUUGUCCGUUUAUUUGCUGUUGAUGCUGGGAAUGGGUGUGAUUUCUGUACUUCUGACUAUACACAUUAUAGAUAUUAACUUUACAUCUGAAGAAGAGGAAAUUUCCGGAUGUAUGCGUAAAAUAACAAAAAUUAUUUCAAAAUUAGUUUGCUGGAAAGGCUGCGGAACAUGUUGCAAGGGACGUAACUCUUCCGUUUCUGUAAUUAACGUUAAACGUAUAAACGUGCAUCUAGGCUCAAAAAAGGUCGAAGGUAAUAUGGAUGAUGAUGUCGAAGAUGAAGAUUUCUCCUGGCAGGAGAUAGCAAGGAUUUUAGACAUUUUUAUGUUCCGAGUUUACCUUUUUCUAGUCAUAAUGCUGUCUGUCGCGUUCAUAGGCUUCAUGUCUUGGGGUUCACUUUGGUAAAACUUCACAAAUUGGAAAUUUAUUAUGGUCAGCGGUUUCUCUUAGACAAACCUGUUGAUAUUUUUUUUAAAUGUAUUAAAAUGAAAAAUGAAAA
This is a messenger RNA of Saccostrea cuccullata (small rock oyster), 1330 nucleotides long. Its product is annotated as neuronal acetylcholine receptor subunit alpha-3-like. NCBI's taxonomy places the organism in Eukaryota, Metazoa, Mollusca, Bivalvia, Ostreida, Ostreidae. The record is from RefSeq and is a predicted model, not a curated record. Bases 163 to 1236 code for a protein of 357 amino acids. Gene Ontology annotation, cellular component: plasma membrane; neuron projection; synapse. Gene Ontology annotation, molecular function: transmitter-gated monoatomic ion channel activity involved in regulation of postsynaptic membrane potential; excitatory extracellular ligand-gated monoatomic ion channel activity; transmembrane signaling receptor activity. Gene Ontology annotation, biological process: signal transduction; monoatomic ion transmembrane transport; regulation of membrane potential. The transcript has 5 exons.